AUGAAUCGAUCGAACUACCAAGAGUUGCUGGACAAGUACAUGGAGUUUGCCGGGCCACGAAUGCAGCACAGUGGACCGUUAUACUUCGAUCUUUGGCUGCAGUACGCUCCGAGUAUGGCUCUCCAAACCGGCGCGAAAGACUGUGAAGCGCUUCUGGAAGCGAUGUUAGCCACGGCGGAUAUGUUCUAUACCUUAUCGAUCAACCCGGACAAGGCGGCAGCUGCCAAGGCCACAUCAUACCACUAUGAUCGAGCAACUGGGCUCCAAGCUGAAGCGUCGGACGAGCCUGAGACCACGUAUUCCGAUGCUGCGAUUGCUUGUGCGACGUUGUUGGCGUAUUAUGAUCUCUGGGUUGGUGAACAUGUCAAGAUGGCGAUGCAACUUUUGAAGAUCAUUCAUGCCAUCCAUGCCAGACACGCGCAAGGAACGUUCACUGCCGCUACCCGAAGUUUGUUCGUAUGGUAUGUCCAUAUGGAUGUUCAGUGCAGUUUAGUUACUGGAAACCCUGCUUGGCUUGAUGAGCACUUGGUCAAGACCCUGCACCCGUUAGCCUUCCAGCCAUAUCCAGAAGAUCAACCAAUCGUAUAUGUCGCUGAGCUUGCCUUCGUCCGACUAGACACGAUUGUUGGAAAGUUCACCGCUUCGAAAGACUGGGCGGUUAAGCGCCGAAAGAAGAGGGCGGGUGACACGGAUCCUCGUCGACGACUGCAGCUGGAAGCACUGAUCAAAGAAAAAGCCGCAGCUCUCGAAGCAGAGCUCGACGAAUUCCGCUUGAGUUUGCCUUCGUGGUUUGAUGGAUAUCCGGACAUUGGCUUACCAGGCCAUGGCGGUCUCACCCCAAGAUCAUACCCAGAACAGAACAUCGCCGUCGUCCUAGGGAACUGCUUCGCGACUUACAUUGGUAUCCACCGUCUUGUAGAACAAGAUGUCUUCCUCCAAACACCCAAGAUCAUCGCUUAUGCUGAGGAAGUUCUGCGAGCAUACGCCUUCUGUGACGAUGAGAUCGACUCUGCCAUGUUACCCGCCUCCUGCGUCGCCGGCCUCGAGUUGCGAGAUGAAUCCAAACGCCAAUGGCUGCAAGGAUUUCUUGGGGCAAAAUAUGCCCGGACCGGGUAUCAUAUCGUGGCCUAUAUGAUGCAGAUUCUGCAAUGGGGAUGGGCGAAGAUGGAUGGAGAAGCCGCUGGACGGUUCUCGUAUAUCCCAGACGGAGUCGUUACAAAAGUCCAGGGAUACAGUGAGAAUACUUACGAGGGACAAGGCAUUCUUUCCUCAUUACUGGAAGACAUGCACAUCACAGACCGUGGUUCAGAUCCAUUACCUGAUGCAGCUGGUCUUGAGCAGACGUAUUACUCGAGCUCCAUCUUUGAUCAGGCGAGGGUGUGGUUGGAGGCGCAGAAUGACAUGAAGAAAGACACGCCCGCUCUGCAGGUGGCUCGUCUAUAUAAAUACACCUGUUGA
This is a messenger RNA of Saitoella complicata NRRL Y-17804, 1458 nucleotides long. RefSeq lists its product as uncharacterized. The transcript is spliced from 4 exons. Bases 1 to 1458 code for a protein of 485 amino acids. Gene Ontology annotation, molecular function: transcription cis-regulatory region binding; DNA-binding transcription factor activity. Gene Ontology annotation, biological process: positive regulation of transcription by RNA polymerase II. The record is from RefSeq and is a predicted model, not a curated record. NCBI's taxonomy places the organism in Eukaryota, Fungi, Ascomycota, Saitoellomycetes, Saitoellales, Saitoellaceae. Gene Ontology annotation, cellular component: nucleus.